AUGGUUGUGGUGAUUAACGAAAUGCCUAAAAGAAAGAAAGAGCAACAUCAUGAUGAUGAUGAUGACAAUGACUCAUUGUCACAUAAUAAUAAGAAACCUCGUCGUGUGGUUUGGUCUGAUGAUCUCCAUGCAAAGUUUGUUGAUGCUGUUAACCUUAUUGGCAUUUCAAAUUCAAAGGUUGUUCCGAGUAAAAUAGUUGCUUUAAUGAAUGUUGAUGGAAUUACUACCUCUCAUGUCGCUAGCCAUCUCCAGAAAUAUAGACACAAAAAGAAAAAGGCUGAACAUCAAGCUGAUAGAGAUAGGGUUCCUUCAACAAAGAUUCUUCAGCCUACUCAAUCUCAAAACAUCAUCAACACCUCCUUUAACAUCCCUCCACCAUCAUACAAGUUUCAUGCAAAUCAAAACUCAACUUUACUCCUCCCUAUCAAAAAGCCUGUCCAUCAAUCUCACACACAAAUGUACUCUCCAACCGGUUUCAACAUGAAUGGGGUUACGCCUUCAACACUAAUUCAAUCUCAAUAUAUCAACAACCAUCCACCACCAUCCACUUUUCCUACAUAUCAUUACGCCUCUAGUGUUCCAACUCCACUUGGAUUUCCAACGACCUUCGACUUCCAUGAUGUAGGGACAUUUGAUGGAUCAUCUGCUUCUUCAACACUCAUUCAACCUAUCAACACCUCGUCGUCAAUCAUCCAUCCACCACCGUACAAGUCUCCAAUAUAUCAUCAAAGCCCUACUUUUCCAACUGAUGUUAACCAAUCUACAACUCUACUUGGAUUUCCAACAACAUCCCACUUCCAUGAUGACAUUAGGGCUACUAACUGCCCUUUUGUUGGACCUUCUUCAAAAAGUACAAGCAUUUUGGAUUAUGAAGAUCUGAGAAGGGAACCUCAGCUACUUCCGUUUCCCCACAAUUCUUUGCCGGUAUUGGAGUCUCACAAAACAAGUCAAAAUAGUCCAAUGAACAAUUCACAGCAGGCACAUAAUGUAGAGCCAAUUAUUGUUGGAUCAUCUGUUUCUUUGGAAGACACAAACAAUAAUCUGUGGAAUGAUGAUACUUUUAUUGACUUUUCGGUUGAAGAAACAGAUCCUCAGACUUUAGAGGACAUUAGAAAGAUGGGGGAAGGCAUAGAAGAUGAUGAUCUCCUUAACUCUUGGAAGGCUUUCUAG
Messenger RNA from Vicia villosa (hairy vetch), 1170 nucleotides. RefSeq names its product two-component response regulator ORR24-like. Bases 1 to 1170 code for a protein of 389 amino acids. The record is from RefSeq and is a predicted model, not a curated record. NCBI's taxonomy places the organism in Eukaryota, Viridiplantae, Streptophyta, Magnoliopsida, Fabales, Fabaceae. Gene Ontology annotation, molecular function: DNA binding; DNA-binding transcription factor activity. Gene Ontology annotation, cellular component: nucleus. The transcript has 2 exons. Gene Ontology annotation, biological process: regulation of DNA-templated transcription.